UUAUGUAGGCUAUAUUGUGCACAAUGCUGCUCUUGCAAUGGACAUAAUCUUGUCGUGUACUAUGAGGUUUAUGUAUCCUAGAAUUGUAUAGGCGUCAUGUAUCCGACUGCACAGUCACGUGGACACAACAAGCGUCCAUAUGUCAAGAAGACCAAUGCCUUCACCUGAAUGAGCCUCUCCCACAGACGCCCUACACUAUGUUGACUGGCCAUGGUUGUAACAUUUCCCGUUGAUUGAAUGGCUUACUAUGAGGUGAUCAAUCUGAAAAUCACGUAGUUCGAACAUGACCAUCCAUGUGCGAAUGUGAUUCGGGAUGAAAAUACAUGUUGGCGAUGUAAUUCUUCAGGAAUCUUCGGAUAUUCUGAACAUCAGCACAGAAGGUGCUUUCACACUGUGAACAAUCAGUCAGCACAGCCAUGGCCUCCCUCAAUGGUCUGUUGCCAAGGGGAAUAGUCCUGGCCGAAGGAUAGAGAAAGAAGGAGAAAGAGAGAGAGAAAGCAGCCUUGAGGUGCAGAAGAAGAGAUGGUCAUCACUGACAGGAGCUCCAGCACUCCUGUGCCCAAGAAGCAGGAACCAAAGAAGAAGAAGAAGAAGAGGACGUCCCGCCCCCAUGGCCUGCCCUCCCCGGCGCUCUGCUGCGCGUGCGGCCUCUGCAUCAUGCUGGCAGGCAUCAACAUCACCCUGGUGGGGGCGUUCGCCUUCAGCACCAUGGUGCCCUCUGCCAACCCUCCCAUCAUCAUAGGGCCCAUCCUGCUUCUGGUGGCCUUCUCUUUCUUCGGGGCGUGCUGUGUCUGCAGCCGCCUGCCCCCUUCCCAGGGCUCCCGGAGGUCUAAGGUGGGCAGAAGGAGCAUGGGGAUGAUGGGGUGCGGGGGUUUAGCCGGGGGGGCGACGUUCGAGAUCGAGACAAGUGAGCACACAUUGCAGGACACCACAGCAGUACAGCUCAGCCCCUCAGCCUCACCGGGGUCAUCCCAGGCGUCCAGCCCUGAGCGGGAUGCUCCUUCUGACCCUGCCCCCCCAGGGACCUGCAAGCUCUUCACCAUGGAGACCAAUGGCCCCACCUCCACCACGGCCUGCUAUUCCGCCUCCUCGGCAGGGGGAGGGGCUGUGAGGCUCAACCUGCCACGUGAUGAUGUGGCCACCUAACACAGCCCUGACUAACACUCUGUAGCAUGAGCCUCCUGCCCCAGGGGACUGACGCAAAAAUAUGUAAAUAUGGGCUGUGGCGGUCAUGGAAUUUUGGAUGACAGUAAUUGGCCUGCCAAAUGACCACAGUCUCUGUGUAAAUAAAUAAAUAAUGAUAAUACAUUUCAUGUUGCUAAAAGACCAGUCAAG
Molecule: messenger RNA, 1335 nt
Organism: Coregonus clupeaformis (lake whitefish)
Lineage: Eukaryota; Metazoa; Chordata; Actinopteri; Salmoniformes; Salmonidae
Product: transmembrane protein 275-like
Exons: 2
Coding region: 523-1146 (207 amino acids)
Source: RefSeq, a predicted model, not a curated record